Molecule: messenger RNA, 732 nt
Organism: Rotaria sp. Silwood1
Lineage: Eukaryota; Metazoa; Rotifera; Eurotatoria; Philodinida; Philodinidae
Source: the annotation of a GenBank genome assembly
AUGGCUUAUGGUAUAUAUGAUGAUCUUAAUCCAUUUGUUUCUUUUGAUGAUUAUUAUUGUCAAUUACGUUCUUAUAUUAAUUAUGUUUUUAUUUGUGCUUUUUAUUAUUCAUGUAUGUUACAAGCAACAUUUCGUUUAUGUCGAGUUGUCUUUCAAAAACGAAAAGUUUUACAAUCACGAAUCGUUUUCACAAUAGCAAUAAUUAUACAAUGGCUUAUAUCAAUUUUGUAUAUACUUUCAUAUCUUCUUUUACAUGAUUUUCAAUAUCAUCCUGAUAUAAGUAGUUGUUGGCUUUCUUUUAAAAAUAUUCGUGGUCUUGCCAUAGCUCUAUUAUUGGUAUAUGGUAGUCCUCUAAUUGUAAUGACUCUAAUAUAUAUUUGUAUAGUUCGAUUUGUUCGUCACACCAUUCCUACUCAACAAAUACGACAAAACGCAAAUAAACGAGAUUUACUUAUUGUUAAGCGUAUUAUUAUUCUUGUUUGUAUUGCUAUGGCCAUUGGUAUACCAACAAUAUUCCUUUUGAUUAUCUACAUUUUAACCAAUUAUUUAACUCCAUUAGCUUAUCAUAUUCAAGCAUUAAGUUUAACAGGUGGUCUUGCUGCCGCAUCAAUUGCUAUGGGAUUCAUAACACCACAAGUACGAGAUAUAUUUAAAGUGAAACGACAAACCAAUCCUAUUAUCGCUGUUGAAAUUGCUUUAGAACGAAAAGAAACAACUUGUAAAAACACAUGA